AUGCCAGGCCCCACCAUCCGCGCCAACCGCGGCGACACAAUCGUCGUCCAUGUCAACAACAACCUCGCAAACGAAUCCACCUCGGUCCAUUUCCACGGCGUGCACCACCGCGGCUCGAAUUCCAUGGACGGCGUUCCGGGCGUAACUCAGUGCGGCAUCCCGCCCGGCCAUUCCUUCACCUACAAAUUCACAGUCAACCAGUCCGGCACUUUCUGGUGGCACUCGCAUUCUGCCACACAGCGCAUCGACGGCAUGGCCGGCGCAAUGAUUGUCAACGACCCUCAAAACGACCACUACCAAAUUGGCAGAGACUACGACGACGAGGCCAUCGUCUUCAUCCAGGACUACUACCACCAAACAGGCGAGCAGAGAUUCGAGUUCUACCUCUCCCGCUCCGGAGCUGGCUUUGAGCCCGUCCCCGAAAACGGCCUCAUCAACGGCCGCGGCUACGAAAACCUCUGCUCGCGCGCGCACUUCACGCACAAGUGUGACCCUACCUCCGACACGCGCCCGUUCGAGUUCCGCUUCGUGCGCGGGCGGCGGUACAGACUGCGCGUCAUCAACGCGGGCGCGCUUGCAGAGGUCAGCUUCUCGCUUGAUAACCACGUGCUCACAAUCAUCGAGGCCGACACGUCCGAGUCCGAGCCCGCGGAUGUGCACUUUGUGCCUAUAGCGCCGGGUCAGCGGUACUCCGCCAUCGUCACCGCUGCCGAGUCUGGUCCGGACGUGGUCACCAUGCGCGCGGAUAUGAACACAAACUGCUUCAACUACCACAACUCCGUUCUCAAUCCCGAGAUCCGUGCUCGCGUCGCGCUUGUCGAUCCACCCUCGUCGCCUGCGCAGAGAUUACUCAAGACCCUCGUCAAACGCGGCGACAGCUCACCCUCCCGACCAUGGGACGACGUGCUCUUACCCGACCGCUGCAUCGACCUCGACCCAUCCCUCCUCCGCCCCGUCGCAGGAGGUCCCUUCUCCGGCGGCCAAGUCCCCGCCAUGACGCGCCGCGUCGCGCUGCACACCAAAACCCUCAAACUCGAGCGCGUGAACCUGGCUCCGUUCGGGUUCAUCAACCGCACCUCGUUCAUGCCCGCCAUCGGCGCGCCAAACCUGCACGUCCAACUCGGUCUCGUCAACCCGCUUGCAGAGACAGUCACCGUGCCGACCGUGAGCGGGCGACCGAAUACCGAUCCGUGGGGCGGCGACCAGCUUAUCGAGCACAUCGACCUCUCGCCCGAUGCAGAACACCCGACCGUCAUCGAGCUCGUGAUUAACAACCCCGACGAAUCAGCCCACCCGUUCCACCUCCACGGCCACGAGAUGUACGUCGUGCGCACGCACUCUGCGCGCGCGGGCUUGGGCCCGUGGAAGCCAAAGUACAUUUCCGAGUACAAGACCGUCGACGUGCUUCCUCGCGACACCAUCACCGUCCCGCGACUCGGUCACGCGGUCGUGCGUUUUGUCGCUGAUAACCCGGGAUUCUGGGCGUUUCAUUGCCAUAUCCUGUGGCAUUUGCGCGCGGGCAUGAUGAUGCAGUUCGCGGUCGGCGUCCAGCAGCUUGAGCGGCAGCUGGUGAAUCAGGAGAUGAUGGAGCAGUGCAGGGUUGAGCGGGAGAUGGGCGAGAGAUUGGUGAAGGAGUUGCCCGGGAGCGCGUAUAAGAAGGGGAUGAUCCCUGCUACGUAG
This is a messenger RNA of Myxozyma melibiosi, 1680 nucleotides long. RefSeq lists its product as uncharacterized. Gene Ontology annotation, molecular function: copper ion binding; oxidoreductase activity. The transcript has a single exon. Bases 1 to 1680 code for a protein of 559 amino acids. Lineage: Eukaryota; Fungi; Ascomycota; Lipomycetes; Lipomycetales; Lipomycetaceae. The record is from RefSeq and is a predicted model, not a curated record.